GGCGCGCGCGGGCGGCGGGGGCCGCGGGGUUGGAGCGGGCGCGGGGGCGCGCGCUGUCCUGACGGACGGACUGACGGACACACGGACGGAGCAGCAGAGGCGAGCGCGCAUCUCAGACCAGCCCGGACGCAGCGCUCGCCCGGCGGCGGCGGCGGCGAUCCCCGGCUCCGGUCCGGCGGCCGCAGCGCUGCCCUCGCCCGCGCCCCAUGGGGUCACAGAGUGUGUAGGAGAGGCGGCGCCGAGGCUUCCCGAUGAACAACCGGAAGGAAGAUAUGGAAAUCGCGUCCCACUACCGGCACCUGCUGCGCGAGCUGGACGAGCAGAGGCAGCACGGCGUCCUGUGUGACGCGUGCGUCGUGGUCGAGGGCAAGGUGUUCAAGGCCCACAAGAACGUGCUGCUCGGCAGCAGCCGCUAUUUCAAGACGCUGUACUGCCAGGUGCAGAAGGCGUCCGAGCCGGCCACGGUCACGCACCUGGACAUCGUCACCGCCCAGGGCUUCCAGGCCAUCAUCGACUUCAUGUACUCCGCCCACCUGGCCCUCACCAGCCGGAACGUCAUCGAGGUCAUGUCCGCGGCCAGCUUCCUGCAGAUGACGGACAUCGUGCAGGCGUGCCACGACUUCAUCAAGGCCGCGCUGGACAUCAGCAUCAAGCCGGACGCCUCGGACGAGCUCUCGGAGUUCGAGAUGGCCGCCCCGCCCGGCAGCAGCGCCGACGCGCUCCUCUCCGCCGUGAUGGCCGGAAGGAGCAUCUCCCCGUGGCUGGCUCGGCGCCCCAGUCCCACCAAUUCUUCCGGAGACUCGGCCAUCGCCAGCUGUCACGAGGGAGGAAGCAGCUACGGCAAAGAGGACCAGGAGUCCAAGGCCAACAGCGCCGACGACCUGUCCUCGCAGGCGCUGUGGCCCGGCGACGCGGGCUGCGGGCCUCUGCGCGUCAAGGAGGAGCAGAGCUCGCCCUCGCACUGCGGAGGGGGCGAGCCGCAGAACCCUUUCUCUGAGCAGGCCGCAGGGGAUGGCUGGCAGCCCACGGGCCGAAGGAAGAAUCGGAAAAACAAAGAGACCGUCCGGCACAUCACGCAGCAGGUGGAGGACGAGAGCCAGGCCGGGUCCCCGGUGCCAGCCUUCUCGCAGACGUCCGGGCAGCCCUUCAGCGGCCGGGACUCCGAUGCAGAGCUGACCGUCGCCGAGGCCAGCAGCUCCGACAGCCGCGGGGACAGGGUGGACCCCUGUGCCCACGUGGACGAGGGCUUCCUGGGGGCAGAAGCCAGCUACCUGGGCCGGCCCCUCACCCCCGAGAAGGACGAGGCGCUGCAGCAGGCCACCGCCGUGGCCAACCUGCGGGCGGCGCUCAUGAGUAAGAACAGCCUGCUGUCCCUCAAGGCCGACGUGCUCGGGGACGACAGCGCCCUCCUGCUGGAGUACCUGCCCAAGGGCACCCACUCCCUGUCUCUCAAUGAGUUCACGGUCAUCAGGAAGAAGUUCAAGUGCCCGUACUGCAGCUUCUCGGCCAUGCACCAGUGCAUCCUCAAGCGCCACAUGCGCUCCCACACGGGCGAGCGGCCCUACCCCUGCGAGAUCUGCGGGAAGAAGUUCACCCGGCGCGAGCACAUGAAGCGGCACACGCUGGUGCACAGCAAGGACAAGAAGUACGUGUGCAAGCUGUGCAGCCGCGUGUUCGUGUCGGCCGCCAGCGUGGGCAUCAAGCACGGCUCGCGGCGGCACGGUGUGUGCGCCGACUGUGCGGGCCGCGGCGGGGCCGGGCCGCUGGGCGGCGCCGGGGCCGCGGGCUCCCCAGAGCCGCUCUCCGGCGACGGGCCCUACCUGGAGGACCCCGACGACCCCCGCGGGGACGGCGAGGAGGAGCUGGGCGAGGACGAGGACGACGGCCUGGCCCCCGAGGACGCGCUGCUGGGGGAGGACAAGGACCAGGACUCGCCCCGGGGGCCGGCGGGCAAGGACUUUGCCUGGAUCUCCUAGGCCCUGGGCGGGCACCAGGGUGCUGGCUGUGCCACCCUCCGUCUGUGUGUGCAUGCUUAGGGUCUCCCUGGCCCGGGAGGGCAUCGGAGCCGCUGCCCCUCCUCCCGGCCCCUUGGUUCUGUCCUGCCCCGGACCUGCCCGAGGGCCAGCCCCGUGGUCUCGGGAGCAGGUGUGGCCUCCGCCCCGGGGGCUGCGGGAUCAAACACGAAGUUGGUGGGGCACAGGGAGGUCCCCACCUGUCAUCUUUGGGGGCAGAGAGUCCCCCAAGGGGCCCGGCCUGGGGCACUGAUGGCGUAAUGGCCAGGCCAGGUCAGCACUGCUUGGGUGUCGGAGUGGCCCCGAGGUCACAGGUCCGAGAUAUGAGGAGCUCUGACCCCAGGGCCCGGCUCCGCAGCGCUCGCUGCCUGCGGCCCUCGCUCCGAGGCGCCGUGGCCCGGGCGCCUGGGAGCCCCUGCACAGCCCGGGCCUGGCUCUGGGCGCGGUGCUCGCACGGAGCAGCGGCCGCCCCGCUGGCCGGGCUCCCAGGUGCUAACUGCUGGGGGCGGGGCUGGGCCCAGGGUCCCACGCUGUUCCAUGUGCACUUCUUUGGGGCGCCCCCGCGCCUGUCCCCUGGCUCUCCAUGCCUGCUGCCCCCCGGAACCAGCCCUGCUGCUGCUAACACUGGAGGCGGCGUCCUGCUGCCACGCACUGCCACGCCCGCGACGGCUGGCCACGCCGAUGGGCCCACGGUGCGGCUGCUGGCUUCCCUCCUCGCACCUGGCCGCAGGGUCUCCGUGGUGCGUGGCCAGGCCCUCGUGCUGCCUUUCGGCGCUCACAGCCUGCUCUCCUCUCUUCCGGGCGAAAAGCACCGGCCUGGCGCUGUUACUCAGACCUCCCGCCUCCCUGCCUCCAGGCACAGCACAGGCCCCUGCGAGGGCUCCGGUGCCACACAGAGCGUGGCUUUUCCUCUGCCCAGACUGAGCCCGAGGCUUUUACCAAGUUCCUAUUGCGUCACAUCUAUUCCCGGUGGACCCCGCGCGCCCUGUGGGUUCGGCCCCGAGGUUCCCCUGCAGGGGCUGGGGCCGCCCCGCCCAGGUGGGCGCGUGGGACAUGGUGCUGUCCUUGAAGUCCUGCCCCCGGGAGAAGCCGCGCUUUUGCUUUUACUUAUUUAUUUUUUAAGUGAGAUCAGCCGCCGUCCCAUCCGUGGCAGAGGACACUCGGAAGGGCUGCUGCCCAGCUGCCUGCGCCCGCUUCCCUUGGCUGCAGACCCUGAGCCCGACACUGUCCUUAAGAGGAACGGCCACGGUUGUCCACUCUCCUGCGGGGUGGCCAGGCCGUGCGAGGGCUUUUGGGCAUGUUUCCUGCCUGUCAGCAGUGAGGCCCAGCCGAGCCCCCACUGGGCUCUCAGAACUUGUACUUCCCCCCCCUUUCUAGCCCUUUUUCUAAACAGACCUCCUUUCUUAUAGAACACGUUUGAAAACAGACCUUUGCAGCCGACAGGUGUCUCUGGUUCUGUGCCGGUCCACCUCAGGCCACCUGCCCACGCCAGGGCCACCUCCACUCAGGACACCUGCUGUCUGCGCUGCACACUGCCCCUGCUGACCCGGGGCUCACGCCCAUGCCACGGGCAUUUCCUUCCCAACACCACCCUGCUGGGAAGCCAGGGCCCCAUGUGCAGGCGUAGCAGCGACGGGAUGGAGACACAUACCGCCUCUCAGGAGGGCAAGUGUCACGAAGGGUCAUUUCAUGUGACUGAUCUUUUUUUUAAAUCAAUGUCUAAGCUAAUAAAUAUUUUUUUUAUGAAGAGGAAAAACUGUGUAGAUUACAUUUCACAUUUUGUACUUUUUCAUUUGUAUUUUGGUGUUGGUGAUGCCGAAGUGGGACACACAGCCCACUGGGUGGCCUGUGGGGGUGACGGGGAACCCACCGACGUUUGUAUUAAGCUCUGGAUCCUGACCAGGGUGCUCAUUUGGACCCUGGGUUUUGGGAAAGUCACAACACUGCCAGGACUCAAUAGGGACCUUGACUCAAAAGACACAGCUCCUGCUUCCAACUUUGCACAUAUCUCU
This is a messenger RNA of Pipistrellus kuhlii (Kuhl's pipistrelle), 4024 nucleotides long. RefSeq names its product zinc finger and BTB domain containing 46 (gene ZBTB46). The record is from RefSeq and is a predicted model, not a curated record. NCBI's taxonomy places the organism in Eukaryota, Metazoa, Chordata, Mammalia, Chiroptera, Vespertilionidae. Bases 252 to 1976 code for a protein of 574 amino acids. Gene Ontology annotation, biological process: regulation of transcription by RNA polymerase II. Gene Ontology annotation, molecular function: RNA polymerase II cis-regulatory region sequence-specific DNA binding; DNA-binding transcription factor activity, RNA polymerase II-specific; protein binding. The transcript is spliced from 5 exons.